This is a messenger RNA of Pocillopora meandrina, 8745 nucleotides long. The record is from the annotation of a GenBank genome assembly. NCBI's taxonomy places the organism in Eukaryota, Metazoa, Cnidaria, Anthozoa, Scleractinia, Pocilloporidae.
ACAGGGUCCAUUAUAGCUGAGUGAUGAGAAACUGAAAUAAGAUCUUACCAAGUCUAUUAUGUUCCGCCCGAUUAAAUUGGCACUGUUAUUGUCCUGUUCAGUGUUACAGCACAAUGCUAUCAUAUCAUACUUUCUGUUUCCAAAGAAAGGCUAUCGAUUUGCCGUCUGAAGAAACAGGCAUUAUAUGUCUUUCACUACAGGAAUUAAUGAUUAUCAUCAUGUUUCAUGCAGAACCAUUUCAAAGUAGUUCGUCUCUCAUUCGGCGUGAUCGAUUGAUCUAAGGGAUCAUGGUUUAUGCACGUUUUCAGCAUGUUGAUCUGCCAUUUAGUGAUCAGGGAAGGUGGUCAGAGCUGAAAAAUCUCUAUGCGAAGCUACAGGGAGUGAAGGAUACAGAAGAUCUUGUUAAAGUUCUACAAAGGAUUUUUGAAGUUUCUGGUAAUGACAUCAAACAACUCCGAGUUCCUAACGAUCGGUCAGGCGCGAAAGAAACUUCCGAUUCCUUGAAGCUAAGCUGGCAUUUUCAAGGGUUACAGCUGUUUUUUGAUAAGAUUGCAACAGAAAAAGAAAGUGCAACAUUUUUCGAGACAAUUCUUCCAUUCAUCGUGAGUUUAGCAUCAAGCAUCGAAGAGUUUGCUCCCAGUGAAGGCAUUCUCCUGUGUUCACAACAGCGAGGUGAGUAUUAGUGUUGUUUAUAAUUACCGAUAUUGGAUACAGCCAUUGAUAGUUUAACAAUUUUAUUUUUUAAGCGAUUUAGCUCGACAAAUGAUGUGCAACCAUCAGCAGAGCUGUGAAGGGCAAUCUUCAUUUGAAACAUGUUUCAAAAUGAGCUUGAUCUCACGAGAGCGCCUCUAUUAUUGUUGCGGUGGACAAUAAUUUGUCGAGUACGCCCCGCUGUUGUUGUUGAAAACCGUUAACAAAUUCUCACGACAAUUCAAAAGUUCUUCUAAUCUCUUUUGUUACUGUAAAAGUCCUUCAGAAUCUCUAACAGGCUUAAUCGUUAAGGACAUCUUUUCUUAUUAGAACUUAUUUACGCAAAAGUUUAAAAUAAUUUCCGAAAACUUGUUCGAAAAGUAGAAUUUGUAAUAGUUUCCUGUGAAGAUCACGGAAUGAUGAGGCUUUACAGCAAUCGUGCGGUAAUGAGUGUCCUUAGCGCAGUUAUGCAAACGUGACGUAUUGAUUGCUACCUUCAAAUGCAGUGAGACAUCUUUGCCGUCAGAUCUUUUUGUCAACAACACUUUGGCAUCUGUUCCCUUUGAUGUUUGGUAUUUUGCAUUGUAUUGAACAAGAUAUAACUCGUUCGAUUAAGACUAUCUUUAAGUUAUUGACCCCGAUCCGUAAAAGCACGAUUAAUUUAACAUCGUAAUAGUAAUAGACAAAAUGUGUUGAUUAUCACUUCUCGAUAGUUUGGACGGAUGGACAUCAGUAUCAUGUUGUUGCCUUUUUUUUUCUUUUCGCAAACGUCUUUUUUUCUUUAGAUACAUAGUUUCCAACCAUCAAGCUACUCUUUUCAUCUAGAUCUCCCAUUUUUUUUCAAAAUAAAAAAACUCAGGUUUUUUCAACAUGUAAAAUCAUAAUUAUGUUGCAGAGUCUGGCAUUGUCCUUGACAGAAGAUUCAUUGCAUGCCUUCUGGCCUCAGCAUUUCUCUGCGCAUUUCCCCCACCAGCAGAUGACAUCCAAGUUAGAUCCAUUAACUUUGUUCAUUUGUUUACAUGUUUUCACAGGUAGGUUUUUUUUAAAUGUGGAGGGUUUUUAAGUAAUGCAACUUGAAGUUACAUACAAUCACUGUUGCAAAUGUGUUUUAGUGCCAAUUCCCUCUCUCUCUCUCUCUCUCUUUGCAGUAACCUUCAGUGCAGGUGACUUAUGAGGGCGAGCUAACGUUAAAUAUCUUCACUCCUUCCCCCUACCCCUUUCCUUAUUUUUGACCGUCAACUGCCCCCUGGUACAAAUUUCUUUCUCUUUCCAGCCUUCCUCUGUCAUUAAAAUAAAAGAUAGCAGCCCUAAUUUUUGCUAAGAAAAUACUGAGCACUCACUAGCCAGAAUUACACCUGCUCUGCAGGCUAUCUUUGUAGAAGUAUAGUUUCUUUAAGAGGUGAUGGCUGCAGCUGAGUGCUUGUGUGAAUUGUCUAUGUUAUCCCUCCUUAAUUUUUUUCCUCUUUUAUAAUUAAGGGUUAUGUGGUUAAAAUUUACCAAAGUAGAAUACAUUGCCACCAAAGCUAAUCCCAUUUUUUGUAACCAGCAGUGACUGGGACUUUUACCACACCACCUAGACAGCUUGUUUGUCCACCAUAAUUAAUCCUUUAGGAAUUAAUUGCAUUUCUCUGAAAGUUAAUUGGUACCUUCAGUCCCAUACACAUUUAUUUGGAAAUUUACCCCCUUCCUCCACCUCUUGCCUCUGAAAAUAUGGUCUGCAAGAUGCCAUGGACACACUGGUAGUUAACAUAAUUGGAAAGAGGGAGAAAGGACUUCAUAAUUUGCUCUUGGGUAGAGUGAGACUCCAUUACAAUAUAAACCUUGUACAAGAACCCAACACAGUGACCUAGCCACAGCUUGGACCUCUUGACUCAGAGUCUAGUAUGUUUACCUUAAAGUCACUGAAUCUUCCCACCUGUCAUGAAUAUACAACAUGAAUAUCUAAACAUGAUUUUUCAACAGGUGAUGAUGUAUAUUCCAGUUCUCUACCUAAUUUUGCUGUUUUUUUCUAAAGAGAGGAUAUCCAAGAUGCUCAGGCAGCAAAGCUGCGAUGUCUAAUUCACUAUUUUGAAAGACUUAGCAGUGUCUGGCCAGAUGUUACAGGAAGAGUUUUCUACAGCAGACAGGUGACUUUGAAAUAAUGAAUUAAUCAAAGAAAUUUUGAGCUUACAAAAUAUUCAAUGAUAGGAAAGUGUUACAUAGUGGAACUUCUGUCAGACUUUUAGAAAGUAUAUUUGGAUGUCAUCAACUGUAUCAAGGUUCCCUCAGCAGCCCAUUUGAUCAUUCUGAUAUAUUUAUUAUCCAAAAUAUGUGGAAAUUUAAUUAAAAUUAAAAAAUCCAACAAUUCAAGACUUCCUUAUUUAAAGUGACUUGCUUCUUUAGGGUGUUUGUUCAUUUGAUUUACCAGGUUAUACCAAGUAACUCUCUUCCUUCACUUGAUGACUGGAUGUCAUGUGACCUUCCUCUGUGUCCAGUUAUUGUUGAUAACAAGACAUCAAUAGAAAAUUCUGGAGAACAUAUGCUCCAGGUUUGUUUUGAAAUCUGAAACUGUUGUGUGCCCACCUUGACAAUGGUUCUGAUGCUCUGUUGAGUUUAGUUGGCCUUUUUCUUCCCUGAGGAAUGCAGGCUUCUUUUCCAAACACAAGUUGGUUAUCAACCCUAUUUCUUAGCCAGUGUAACAGAAACAGCAACUUAUGUUCACUUGAAGAAUUGAAAUCCUUCAAUAAAGUUUGAAACUUGCUAGUCCAUCUUUAGCAGAGUAGAGUUGGUAGUUGAUUAAUGCAAAAUUUAUGAUCAUUUAUGACUUUGAGAAAGCCUGUGGCCUCUCCAAAUUAACCAGUGCUCAUAUAUAAAGGAAACAGAGUAAAAUGAGUUUUAGUUAGGACUUAAAGACCAAUGAAAGUAUCAUCUGAUUUAUAAAAUAUUUCAGGUAGACUUUGCAAACCGUUUCAUUGGAGGAGGUGUUUUGGGUGCAGGUCAUGUCCAGGUAUUACCCUUUAUUUAAAUUUUAAAUCAAAUCAGUAGUCAUGUACUCAUCAAAUGUGUUUUGUUACAAAUUGAAUAAGUUGUGGAAAGAAACUGUGGUAUUUUGGGAGGGGUGAUGUACUUGAAAUAAAAAAGAUAUCUGUAAAAAGGAGGGUAAAUACCUUUCCCCAAACAGUACAGUUUCUUAAAGAUAGUUUCCCUACUUUAAAAGGUAUUGAUUUUUAAGAAAGUUUCUUUUCUUUUCCAGGAGGAGAUCAGGUUUUGCAUCAACCCUGAAUUACUGGUGGCUUUGAUGACUAUGGAGGCCAUGCAGGAUAAUGAAGGAAUUGUGAUCAGGGUCAGUUUAAAAUCAAUUUAUUCAGAACCAUAGUAAGAGUGUGUGCGCUAAUUUGUCUCUGCGUAUGGAUUUGUUCCAGGGAGCUGAAAGAUUUUCUUCCUAUUCGGGAUACGGAAGAACCUUUAACUUCACUGGCGACUUUAACGACGAUUCAGAGGUAAAUUUUCAGUCUUAUUUUUGGAAAAUAUCAUUUGCUAAGCGAACGAUUGGGUAGAAUAAAGACCAUUUACUGAAAACUGUGAAUACUGGCUCUUUGCCGCAAUUAUAACGGUGAACUAGAUUUGCUUGAACGCUUGUCUUUGAGUUAAAAAAGAGCAUUUUGAUAGAUUAUGAUCAGAAAAAAUGGAAUGCGUAAACAGCGUUUGACUUUCUUGAAUUAUUCCGGGGAGUUAACAGAGACCAAGGCAUUUUACCGUAAGAGAAAUCUGUAACUUUACAAAACUACCCACUGUCGAGGAUUUGAAAACUUGUCUGUACUUAAGUUAGAACCUUGAAAUAAUUUGAAUAUCAAAAAUGUUCUUGGCAAUAAUAUUCCGGAAAUCAGUGGGUUUAUUUUGCUCUGAAAGAAGUGCCAUUUUCUGUUAAAGCGGGAUAAAGACGGUGAUUUUCAGACCACAGUGGUAGCAAUUGACGCAAAACGGUUCAAGGAUAUGCCAAGAGAGACUCAGUUUGAAGAAUCUGCGUUGACAAGAGAACUAAACAAGGCUUUGGUAGGAUUUUACAACCCUGAAGUCGGUACCCAGAUCCUCCGCACUCAAUCAGGUUGGUAUCUCUGCGCAUGUUCUCCUGUUGUUCAUUUUCACUUAGGGAGCUUUAGGAUCGACUCAUUUUAAUCUUAACUCAAUAUAAUCAAAUCAGCCAAUCAGAACGAAGGAAAAUGCAUGAAAGACCCACAUUACCAAGUACUGAUUGGUUUCAGUUUUGCAUCCAGUUGGUUGAAAAGAGCGAAACGAGCAACGUUAUUAAGUGUUCUGGGUAUCAUUCUCUAGGUUAUUUUUGCCGAAGUCGAAGUAAAUUUGCACAAUAUUUGUACAUGUUCCCGACACUCGGCAUUCGUAGCAGCUCGCAGCGUUCCUUGUGUGACAAGAAUUUCCUCCUCAUGAAGCCUGCUGUAGAAGUUUUAAGCGCUGCUCAAAUUACAAAUCUUUCAUGACAUUUAUCCUCAUUCGUCGCGAUGUUCACCAAGGAAACGAAUUCAAGCGACUACCCUUCUAUUUACAUAAUUCCACUUCUUUGUUCCUCGCUGUUUGUCCCAAUCGUAGAUAAAAUUCUGUUUCCCUUUCUUUUUAGAUGAAGAAAGUGACGCGUCUUUAGCUGAAAGCGAAGAUUUUGUUUCAUCGGAAGAGCUCAUGGUUUCUUCGGAAGAUCUCGCGGCAUCAUUGGAGGAAACUGAAACUCUUAAAAAAAAUCCCUCUCCAGAAGACGUCAAAGUUAUGGAAAUUCAGGAGUUUAGCUCUAACCUCGUCAAUGUAGCGCUAUCACAAGCUAUGAAUGAAGUGAACAAUGACUAUUUCUUAGAAGACUUUGUUGACGGUGAUAUUGUGACUAAUGUUAUGAAAAAGUCUUUGAGCGAAGUCUUUGGAAGUACUCCCGAAAAGGUACGGAGAUACUCGGAAAACCUCCUGAGCCCAUUGCUGCUCCCGAAGUGCUUGUCGCUUAGCGUAAGCGGUUCAAAUUCUCCAACAGUUCCCGGUACACCUCCGUCCUCUCCAGCAAUGUAUGAUCCGAACAUAUCCGAACAGAAAUCUUUAGAGUCUCAACUAGGAUUGAACACUUCCCUCAGCUUGAAUAGAAGCUCAAGUAAAGAUUCAUCUCUUUCUUUUUCUGUGAAAAGCUUUGCUGACUCACUCUCCAACUCUCUAAUGUCAUGUGUGGAGUUGACGUCAUCCCUCGCAACUGCCAUAGCAACCGUGGCGACUUCACCGGGACAAGUGGUAUCGGAUACCAAAGAAGCGUUCUGCAAAAGCCCCAAGAAAAUAAGGUCCCCGGUAAAGAAUGGAGAUAGUAUUUUGUCAUUUUUGAAUCAGAAAGUUACUGAAUCGGAAAUUUCGCCAAAUAAUACUUACUCUAAUGGUUUUCACUUUACUGCGUUUGUAGAGGACUUAUCGUCAUUAGUGAAAUCGUCGAAGUUAGAAAGGGUUAGGGUCGCAGAUGACUCGGAUAGCUGCCUGAUGUCUUUAAGCGCCAGACAAAACCUCAUGGAGGAAUUCAAUCAAAUUGGGGAUGAAUCCAACGCGAAGGUGUGCGAGCAGUUUGCAACAAAAUUAUCAAGCUUAAUUGUUGAUAUUGCCAUCACUUCUUUAUUUGGAUCACAAUUUGGAAGGAACGAACUUGAGAAAGAUGCAUUGGAGAUUCCCACCGAGCACAUUACAGAUCCUGACUCUACGGAUUCAUCUAAUGGGCAAAUCGAUACUGGUUCUCAGUCCUUAUCGGACGCUGUGCAUAUCAAGGACAGUCAGAAGUUUCUUAACGUCCUUAAUGGUCGCGUAGAUGCUCUGUUGGCAGAUACAAUACACUCUGCUCUGGCUGAGGCGGUAGAAUAUUGUGUUGAGAAAACAGCUUGUGAUUGGUUUUCUUCUCCCGUUGAUUAUGAGCAUGAACCAUUGAAAGACAAAGAUGGACAAGGAGAGACAGAAAGUGGAACUGUCAGUAGAUCAGAUGUAAGUGAUGUGAAUUCGUCGGAAUCUUCUGAAGAGGAGCAGGGCGACUUCCCUGAAGGAGAUAAACUGACUGUAGGAAAUUCCUUGAACGCUCUCGCCUCUGAAAUCCCAGAGGCUGUGUAUGAAAUAGCCGAGAAACUUUCCCAGAAUAUCAGUUACGAUGGAGUGGUGCAAGCAUUAGCAGUGAUGAAAGAAAAAUCCAAGGAACAGACGACAGAAGUUCAAGUGGAAACUCCCCAGGAAGUCACAGAGCUUGAACCUGAGAAAAAGACAGAAGAAUCGCUCUCCUCUUUUGACAAAGAGGGAACAGACAAGCAAACUUUGAAUGGAUUUGUGGAAGAUUUGAGCAGUAUGACGAUACAUGGAGCUGUUAAGAUUGCUGGGGCACUUCUAGAGAAGUCCGACGGUGAACCCCGAUUACGCCCCGUUGCAACCGGAAACUGGGGAUGUGGGGUGUUUAAGGGGGACCCGGAACUAAAGGCUGUUAUUCAGUGGGCUGCCGCGUCAGCAGCUGGGUGUCCUGUGGUAGUUUACCAUACUUUCGGUGACCAGAGAAUGUCACAGGUAUGUUAACUUGAAAUGAUUUUAGUUUUUCUUUUUAAAUCACUUCAGAUUAUAGGAAGGAUUUUUUGUUCAUCAGCAAGUUUCCUGCUUUACCCGCGCAACGUUUCCUCAUUACAACUAUGUUUUUUUCCCGAACAACCAUAUAUUUUCCUCCGUUUUUCAGUGUCGGUGCUCGUCACAUAUAAAUCUUGUCUUGUGUAUGUUAUCGGUAACUCAUAGUUGCGCGCCAGGUGGUUGAUCGAAAGACCUGGCGUUCGAAUUCCUCUUGGAAUCUCGGACUUUUGUCUCUCUUCUACGCUAGUGAAAAACUGGAUGACAGAUUUGAUGAUGUUUCUUUUUCCAACGACCGAGCCAAAAAUUUAACAUUUUAUUUGUUCAUUAUUAUGGUCACGUUCUCUCGGACUAUUCCUGGUCGCCUCUUUCAAGUUGAUUCCCGUUCUUUCCUUUUAGUUUUUAGGGAAACUUAGUGCAUGUCUGCUUUCUAUGAUUAAUUGGUUAAUGCGGUUGUCAGUUCUUUUUUAUCGUUUGACACUCAUUUCUUUUUUUAUUUUUCUUUCAAAGUUCCUCAAGGCACUCGUUUGUUUACAUUCACGUGGCUGGAAAGUCUCUGACGUCAUUCAAGGAGUGCUUCGAUUCUACAAAGCUAUCAUGGAAGGAGGGAAGGAAACCGCUGGAAAAUAUUUGUCAUUGCUGUCAUUUCUCUGCCAAAUGCGUCGACCAUCUAUCAAGAAAUGAAAACGUAACGUUUACAUCUACAUAACAAAAGUGGAGGCCAGUCGGUUAACACUAGCUCUUUAAAUAUAUAAGUUCUCCGAACAGUUUGCGUUUCUGAGCGCGAUCAAGAGAGAUGGAAGUCGCCGGAAAGUUAGGAUCCUUAGUUUUACGAUUUACUGGAGAGGAUGAAGGGAUUUAGAAAAUAUCGCCACAAAGUAGCUUAAAUUUAUUUUAAGAUAUCUUUGUAUAGUAGGGUAAGAUAUAUUCUGGAUUACGGUUUGGAUCCAUUAAUCAGGAGUAUGGAAUCACAGAAAAUAUUGCGUGCCCUUUCUCGAAUAAUUCUUUGAUUUGGCAGUUAGCUUAAAAUAAUGGGGACCUGCUAAUUAUUGUUCUGUCCUAAUAAUAACAGUAGGCCAUCGGUUGGAAGGAACAUUUAUCUUUUUAGGUGAUGUAAUUAACCUUCUUCUGCAUUUCACAGUGCAACUGCGCACGCUUCGCACGAAAAGCGUGUGAAACUACACGGUGUCCCCACUCAGCUCCUUGUUUAAAGAAAAACCUUAAUGCACAUAAAUUUGAGGGAAAGUUACUGGGUGACCUGGGUUCAAGUCUAGGCUAGUUCAUGGCCGUCGGAUGUUAUAGAGCUUUUGUCAUUUUCAUUACGUUAUGAGUUAAAUUAUUUGUUCUUCUUGUAAUAUUCAACCAGGAUGUGUGUGGUUUUUAGAGCACACGUCUUUUUCACAAGGUAGGAGUUGUACAUCUAGAGUUUUAAUACAGAAUUGUAUUUUUGUUUAUAAU